Trichomonas vaginalis G3 is the source of this 381-nucleotide messenger RNA. Its product is annotated as Tvp15 (fibronectiin-like protein 2, flp2). Bases 1 to 381 code for a protein of 126 amino acids. NCBI's taxonomy places the organism in Eukaryota, Parabasalia, Trichomonadida, Trichomonadidae. The transcript has a single exon. The record is from RefSeq and is a predicted model, not a curated record.
AUGGCACAGUACCAGGACGAAGUUACUCUUCUUGCAAGACAUGAAACAAUUGCAGAGUUCGAAGGAAUACAGCACAUUCCAUGCAGAUUUAGGACUGCUGAAUGCCCAGACCGCUGCAAUCACGCUACAGAUGUUGCUAUUUUCAAAGUUCUUGAAUACACAAAGUACGAAAAGCCAGGUGAAUAUGGUGAUCCAAAGCAGGAAAAGAUUUGCGUUGAUAUCAAGAAACAGAUCUUCAACCAAGAUCCAAAGAUUCAAGAAUUCUGCAAGAGCCAUUUAGAGGUUGGCAAGAAAUAUCGCGUUUGCUACGAUCAUCUUUAUGUUAAACAAAAUGGCAUGAACAGACCAGAACGUCCAACAACAGAAGUUACACCACUAUAA